GUGUUUCGCAUAUAAACAUGCCGAUUUUACAGUAUCCUCGACAAAGUCAUCCGCUAUCUGUAGUAAUAAUUCUUCAACUUCUUCAUCUAACUGCUCCGUUGGAUCAACUUCUCGAACUAACUCUUGCAGACGAGGACGGGUCCAAAGAAAAACAUUUUAGUAUAUCAUAACGAAAUAAAGGUCUUCCUACGUUGUCACAAGCAAUCCACAAUAUGCAAAGAACUAUUUUUUUCUUAACGUUUGUCAUUUGUUACGCACUGGCUAUAGCAGCUGCUGAAGAAAGUUUACGAUUUGAAGAAUUAAACAUUGUUGAUAGUGCUGAGGCUAUUCAAACAUAUUCCUGCUGUAACAUACUACGAUAUGUGCAAGAUUGCAAAAACCAAUUGAUAUGUCAAUUAUGCUCAUUUCUAAAUGAUAUUGCUCAAUCAUUAACGAAUUCAGUGCAAAAUUAUUUGCCGAAUUAUUUAUUCUAUUGUAUAUCUAGCUUCUUGUAUGAGAUAUCCUACCAAGUUUGUAAUUUAGUUCCAUAUUAUUAUUGUUAUUAUGGGCCGUGGUAUUAUGCGCAAGCAGCAAGUCCUGUGGUGGAAGCAGACGGUCAUAUGGCGCUAUCAUCGCCACCAAUAUCGCCAGCCAGAAGAUAAAAUAAUUGAAGAAAUUAUACAUUCAUACACACAACAAUAAUAUUUAAAUGACAAAAAAGAUUUCUAAAAAAUUACAUGUCUUAGAGAAAAAAAAUCAGUUGUUUUAAUAAAAAUUUUUAAUCAGA
This is a messenger RNA of Condylostylus longicornis, 766 nucleotides long. RefSeq lists its product as uncharacterized. The transcript has 3 exons. Lineage: Eukaryota; Metazoa; Arthropoda; Insecta; Diptera; Dolichopodidae. The record is from RefSeq and is a predicted model, not a curated record. The coding region runs from base 213 to 641 and encodes 142 amino acids.